CAGCUGAUUACAUUGACAACUCUAUUAGAAAAUAUUUUCUAUUUUCCUUUUUGCCAUUCGGCAAAUUUUAAUACAUUGUUUGUUGAUAAAUUGGGCAGAUUCGAUUUAUAAAGCAUUAGCACAAAAGUGAUGAAAGUGGGCGUUUUUCGAUGGCGUCCAACCGUGAUAUAUUCUCGAAGCAUUUGCCUAACGUGAAGUUGGCCACACGUAUCGACGCCGAAGGUCGGGAAGUGCAGGUGGAGCGGCGUGAGGAUGUGGACGCUACAGCGAAAGAGCAGGAAACAUUUGAUAUGUUGGUGGCUGCGGGCUACUAUAGAGCGCGUAUUAAGGGAUUGUCUUCCUUUGACAAAGUGAUCGGGGGUAUGACUUGGUGCAUUGAGUGCUGUGAAUAUGAUGUUGAUGUGGAUUUACUGUUUCAUGAGAACUUAACUAUUGGCCAAAAAAUAGCACUUGUUGAAAAAAUCGUAUCUGUUCUGCCACAAAUGAAGUGCCCUUUUCAAAUAGAACCACAUCAAAUACAGGGACUAGAGUUCCUUAGCAUACAUCCAGUUAUACAAUGGCUGGUUAAAAAAUCGGUGGAAAAUCGCGCAGAGCGUGCUCAACGACUGAAAAAAUUUGCCAUUGGUCAGUUUCACAAUCACUACCAGUAUAAAACGGAUAAAGAGCAAUUAGCGAAAAUAAGAAAUGCCUCAACGUAUAUUAAGCACAUUCAAGAGCUAUACAAUCCAACCCGGCUAUACCAGCGCAAAGAUACCAGCAAUGAGGACGAGAAGAUGCGUGUGCGUAUGACAUUGUUGGAGUAUGGUAACGCAGCUGUAGCGAAGGCCGGUAGUGAAAGCCAGUUAGGCAAUCAAGAUGGCGCUGAGGAUGAGUUUGAUGUGCAGCAAUUGCUUAAGAAUCUUACCUUAGCAAAUGAGGAUAUCACUUGUUCUCCAACGCACCGUCUCGACGCUAACGAGCGUAGCGCAAUGCACAAACACUACACAGAACUGCAACAGGAAAUGGAAACGGAUGCCAAACAACUAUCCGAACAUAGUCAAAUUAAAAUGCUCGAAGCUUCUAAAGAAGCGUUAGAACGCAAAGUUCAAUGUAAUCUCAAAGAGAAUGAAGAAAUAAAAGUAGAAUUGCAAAAGCAACAACAACAGUUGCGGUUGCUAGAAGAACAAAAACAGCAGUUGGAAGCUGAAAUUGAACAGUACAAAGCGAUCGAAGCGAAAGCUGACCCAGAGAUUGUUGCUAAAGUGCAAGAUAUGCUGAAACAGCACGACCAACUGAAGAAAGAGGAGACGGAGUUCAAAGAGUUCUGUCGACAAGAUUUGGCCAAUUUGCAAAAAGAAAUAGAUGAACUGGAGGCACUCAAUGCACAAACGCCAGAGGAACAAGAGGCUGCUGUGUCAAAAGAGAAAGCACAAAUACACGAAUUGAAGUUGCAGAUAGCGAAAAAGAAUCGUGGAAUUGUGGCCAUACAGCGACGUUUAGAUGCCAUACCCGAUCGCACGGAGCUGACGCAGUAUCAGCGACGAUUUCAUGAGCUGUAUAAUGAAAUGAGUGCCAAACAUAUCGAAACGAAACAAUACUACACCCUUUUUAAUACGCUCAACGAUAAAAAGCGAUAUCUCGAAAAAGAACUCUCACUACUCAACUCCAUAUGUGAGGCAUAUAACGAAGGUAUGACGAGCGCACAUGGGCGUGAGGAGUUUAUCAAACAGUUUGAGGCGAUUGUGGCUGGUGUGAAGCAAACCGAACAAAAGGUGCGUCAAAAGUACAAUGAGGAGUGUGCGAGACGUGAUGCACUGAAUACAGAGCUGCAAGGACUGCUCGAGCUGCAGCGCCAAUAUGCGGCCGCAGUGAAACAGCUGACCAAGGAGUGCCAACGUUGCGAACAAUUGCAACAGCAUUUAAAGUCAAUUCAGCAAAAAUAAUUUAGUGUAAAGAGGUAUAGAAAUAUAUGCGAUAUAUGCAUAAUUUAUGAGUAAAAGAAAAAAACGAAAAAAUGCAA
Anastrepha obliqua is the source of this 1999-nucleotide messenger RNA. RefSeq names its product coiled-coil domain-containing protein 93 (gene fidipidine). The record is from RefSeq and is a predicted model, not a curated record. The coding region runs from base 150 to 1922 and encodes 590 amino acids. The transcript has 10 exons. NCBI's taxonomy places the organism in Eukaryota, Metazoa, Arthropoda, Insecta, Diptera, Tephritidae. Gene Ontology annotation, biological process: Golgi to plasma membrane transport.